Molecule: messenger RNA, 987 nt
Organism: Phragmites australis (common reed)
Lineage: Eukaryota; Viridiplantae; Streptophyta; Magnoliopsida; Poales; Poaceae
Exons: 1
Coding region: 126-701 (191 amino acids)
Source: RefSeq, a predicted model, not a curated record
UGCGCUGCUGCCGUCACAAGCAAGUGGGGUGCCGGAAACCGGCUCCCCAAUAAAAUCGAGGCGCCUCACGCCUCCGCGCACCACACCUUCGCGCCGUCCCCCGAGGGAACGCCGAGCUGAUCCCUAUGGACGCCGGCGGAGGCGCAGCGGCUGUGGCGGGUGGCCUCGACGACGCGGACGGUGCCUUCUUCUCCCGCCGCGGGCACCGCUGCUGCGGGUGCUUCUGGGCGCCGGCGUGGCGUUCGUCGUCCCCGCACGCCCGCCGCGCGGGCGCGGAGUGGUGGCACGGCGUCGGGGAAGGAAGCGGAGGAGGGGCGGCGAGGCAGCGGUGGUGGCGGCGCGGGGUGGACGCGCUGAUGAAGGUGCGGGAGUGGUCGGAGCUGGUGGCGGGCCCGCGGUGGAAGACCUUCAUCCGGCGGUUCCGCCGCCACCCCCGCCACGGCACCGGUGCGGGGGCCGGCGGGAAGCUGAACUACGACCCGCUCAGCUACGCGCUCAACUUCGACGAAGGCCACUGCACCAGCCCCGAGGGCGGCGACUACAGGGGCUACCGCGACUUCUCCGCGCGCUUCGUCGCGCCGCUGGGCUCCGCCAAGUCGUCCAUGGACCUCGGCGGCCGCGACGCGCCGCCUCUCUUCCUCCACCACCCGCAGCCGCACUCCCCGCGCCCGCCCCCGGCCGCUGCCGCGCUGCGAGGCUGACGCCGUCACGGCGCACCAGCCGUCAUUAAUGGGGGCCGGUGGUGGCGAUAAUGGAGGACGUCCCUUUCUUCCUCUUGGGCCGGUUGUUCUUGCUGGUGCAUGGUCGAGGUGCUUAUUUAAUUAAUUUUCCUUCUUCGUUUCUUGUCUUUUUGUAAAAAGAAUGCUAUAUUGUCCAAAUUGUUUGUCAUAGAAAUUGUUCAAUCUUAGAGGAAGAGAUGAGACAAGUAAAUUAUUAUGUUUUAUGAUAAUUCUUUAGGAGACAAUAAAGUUAUUUUUUUUGGCUGGA